Thyridium curvatum is the source of this 1092-nucleotide messenger RNA. RefSeq lists its product as uncharacterized. The record is from RefSeq and is a predicted model, not a curated record. Lineage: Eukaryota; Fungi; Ascomycota; Sordariomycetes; Thyridiales; Thyridiaceae. Bases 1 to 1092 code for a protein of 363 amino acids. The transcript has a single exon.
AUGACACCUCCCGCCAAUGGUUCGUCGAAGACUGCGACUAUCACAGUCGCUAGUACUAAACUCGAAGGAGUUCGCAAGUCCGUCCCUCCUGCACCUCAAGAACGAAAAAGCGGCGCUGUGUACUUCUGGGCUAUCGCCGGCCUCGCGCAGCUUGCACUCUGGACAAACAACUGGGUUCGAUGGGUCCCAUCGGCCGAAUUCAAGAGACCUGACCCUGGCCCGGACCCGUACCCGUACAUGUACGUUCUGCGUGGCACCGAAGCCCUUAACGUCUUCCUGUUUCUGUUCAUCGGACACUACACCGUCGUCAAGCCGUGGGCCAAGAAUGGCUACCCUAGUCUCGAUGGCAAGCUCUUCAUUGGCGGCUUCUUCGCAUCGACCCUCGAUAUUAUGUUCGCCUGGUUCAACCCGACCUGGGCCAUGAACGCCUAUGGCGUCGCCAUGGGUUCUUGGGCCAACAAGAUUCCCGGCUUCCCCGCGCCGGGCGCGAGCCAGGUCCCCUGGGGUCUGCUCUGGUGCCUACCAGCAUACAUCUGGCUAGGCGUCGGGGCCGCCAUCUUUGGAUGUGCCAUUCUCGACCGCCUGCGCGCCGCGUUCCCGACCAUGUCCACGGCCACGAUGUACGUUUUUGUCGACGGCGUCUACAUUGCCAUCUUCACAUGUCUGGCCAUGUUCUGGAACCGCACGCAGGUGUAUACGUAUGUCUCCCUGCCCAAGGCCCUGACCCUGUGGUAUGGCGAGACCUACCAGCUCCCUAUGUAUGAGCCCGUCCUCAUUGGGAUGUACUGCUGGGGCUUCACCUGGGUUCGCGACGGCAGGGACGCACGCGGCCGUUGCCCCCUAGACCGUGAGCUCCCGGCCCCGGACCGCAACCAACUGCGGACCGAGAUGCUCUCGACGGUGGCCAUCAUUGGCUGGGCCGCUGCAGUCACAAUCAUCGCAUACAUGGUUCCGUUCUCGUGGCUGGCCAUGAUGGGCGACAGCGUCCCGGAACUGCCCUCCUACCUCCAGUCUGGCAUUUACUGCGGCCAGCCCGGCGGCCCGCUCUGCCCUGGGCAGUAUCUGGCAAAGCUGAGGAUGGAGCUCCCUUGA